Phalaenopsis equestris is the source of this 2148-nucleotide messenger RNA. Its product is annotated as guanine nucleotide-binding protein-like NSN1. Gene Ontology annotation, cellular component: nucleolus. Lineage: Eukaryota; Viridiplantae; Streptophyta; Magnoliopsida; Asparagales; Orchidaceae. Gene Ontology annotation, molecular function: GTP binding. Bases 159 to 1943 code for a protein of 594 amino acids. The transcript has 9 exons. The record is from RefSeq and is a predicted model, not a curated record.
CCUCGCCCUACCGAACCCUCGCCCUACCGCCACUGUCCCUGCCGAAGUGCUCCCCUUCGCCUCCCCUCUCCCGGUUUCGCCCAAAAGCCUCCUCGUUUUCCCUCUCUUUGCUAGAUUUUCCAGCGGUUCUUCUUCGUCUCUCUUCUGCCAACCCAAAAAUGGUGAAGAGGAGCAAAAAGAGCAAAAGUAAGAGAAUCUCUCUUAAGAAGAAGUACAAGGUUAUUCGAAAGGUCAAGGAGCAUCACAAGAAGAAGGCAAAGGAAGCGAAAAAGCUCGGAUUGAAUCGUAAGCGUAAGGUUGAGAAGGAUCCGGGCAUCCCUAAUGAUUGGCCGUUCAAGGAACAGGAACUCAGGGCACUUGAAGAGCGCAGGGCCCGUGCGCUGGAGGAAUUGGAGCAGAAGAAGGCAGCCAGAAAAGAGAGGGCUAUGAAAAAAAAACUGGGCUUACUCGGGGGUGAUAUAGAGAAUUUGGCUUCUGAAGCUUCUGCCAAAGAUGAUGAAUUUUCUAAUAGAACAAUUGGGGAAGAAGUUCUUGCAGCAACUAAAAACUACGAUCAUUCAGAGAGAACAUUCUAUAAGGAACUUGUCAAAGUUAUAGAAGCAUCAGAUGUAAUUUUGGAGGUGCUUGAUGCUCGAGAUCCCCUUGGUACUCGUUGUAUUGACAUUGAAAAUAUGAUAUUGAAGUCUGACCCAAAUAAGCGUAUUGUUUUGCUUCUGAACAAGAUAGAUUUGGUUCCUCGGGAGGCUGCACAGAAAUGGCUCAAGUAUCUUCGGGGGGAGUUACCUGCUGUGGCAUUUAAGUGCAGUACUCAAGAGCAAAGGUCAAAUUUAGGGUGGAAGUCCAAAUCAAAGGUUACAAACACAAGCAACAUUUUGAAAACUAGUGAUUGCCUUGGAGCUGAAACUCUCAUAAAGCUGCUAAAGAACUAUUCUAGAAGUCGUGAGAUUAAAUUGUCAAUUACUGUGGGUAUCGUUGGACUUCCAAAUGUUGGAAAGAGUAGUGUCAUUAAUAGCUUGAAGAGAUCUCAUGUUGUUAACGUUGGUGCUACUCCGGGGCUUACGAGAUCAAUGCAAGAAAUCCAUUUAGAUAAGAAUGUGAAGCUGCUCGACUGCCCCGGUGUUGUAAUGCUGAAGUCUGGUGAAAAUGAUGCAUCUAUUGUACUUCGCAACUGUAAAAGAAUUGAAAAGCUGGACGAUCCAGUUAGUCCUGUUAAAGAGAUACUCAAGCUUUGUCCAGCUGAGAGACUGAUGUCUCUUUACAAGAUAUCUAGCUUCAGUUCAACCGACGACUUCUUGCAGAAAGUUGCUACCAUUAGAGGUAAGCUAAAAAAGGGAGGUAUAGUGGACCCCGAAGCUGCAGCAAAGAUUGUGCUGCAUGACUGGAAUGAGGGAAAAAUCCCAUAUUACACCCUACCACCAAUUAGGGACCAAGGAGGGAUCUCAGAUUCAGCAAUUGUGUCAGAAUUAGGGAAGGAGUUCAAUGUUGAUGAGGUUUACGGUAAUGAGUCUUCUUACAUUGGUAGCUUGGCAUCUACUGAAGAUCUUCUUCAUGUUGAAGUCCCUCCAGGCGCUCCUUUGCAGUUUGAUGAACAGAUGGCAGAUGAAGAUGUGGAGGAUCAUAAAGCAGAUCAAAUUGGAGAAGAACCAAUGGCUGACAAUGUUGAAGAAGAGCCUUUGGAUACUAAUGCCAACACAACAAGAGGGCAAAAUGACAAACUUUAUGCCGCCGAGGGCAUCCUCGAUCCCCACAAAAGAAGAGCAGAGAAGAAGAGGAGGAAGGCACACAAGACGAGCGGUGCGAAUGAUAUGGAUGCUGAUUAUGACUUCAAGGUAGACUAUCGGAUGAAGGAUGUUGAUUCUGAUCUCAAUAACUCCAUGGAGGAGGAGGACAAGGAAGAUGAAGUUGCAGAUUAUGUUCCAAUGCCUGGAGAUGAAGAGGAUUAAUGAAUUGCAAUAUUUAGAAUUUUAUUUUAUUUUAUAUAUUUAAUUUUUUUCUGUUCCAGAUUAUUAAAUUUUGGUUCAGUGAGAUGGCAGCAUAGGAGAGGAAAUCGUGUUGAUGAGAAGUUUAUUUAUUUAUGAUCAGUAAGAUGAUUUGUUUCUUAAAAACCCAUAGUCUGUAUGAGAAAUUUGUAUGGUGGCUGUUUUUUUA